Molecule: messenger RNA, 813 nt
Organism: Botrytis sinoallii
Lineage: Eukaryota; Fungi; Ascomycota; Leotiomycetes; Helotiales; Sclerotiniaceae
Exons: 1
Coding region: 1-813 (270 amino acids)
Molecular function (GO): oxidoreductase activity, acting on CH-OH group of donors; flavin adenine dinucleotide binding
Source: RefSeq, a predicted model, not a curated record
AUGGAUGCGUUGGCACGACAGGAUAGUACUGCGAUUGGGGAGGCAAUGGGGGCGUAUAUGACAGAGAAGAGCGGAGAUAAUUUAGAAGUGCUAUUCAAGAGAUAUGGAACGGGAGAUGAGAAUAAGACACCUUCUCAAAAUCCCAUGCAAAAUUCGUAUAAUUUCUUCCCCGAACCCCAACCGAAGGCUCCGGAGGAUAUUUCCCCCACGCCGCGCUUGAGAAUUUCAUCCCGGAGACCGGUUCUGGCGAUAUCACCGACAAGCAAAAUUCAAGCGCAACUUGCGAUACUAAGGAUGGUGCCAAUUCGCCUGCAAAAUAUCUCACCAUCGCUUGUAUGUUACUGCAUCCGCUCUCCCGUGGAAAUACACACAUUAUCAGCUCCAGUCCCGAGAUUCCUCCAAAAAUCGAUCCCAAACAUCUUUUCUCAUCCCCUCGAUCUCGAAAUUCUCUCUCGCCACGUCCGCUAUAUUUCCAAGAUUAUUUCCUUCCCUCGUCUUUCCGCAAUUCUCAAACCUUCCGGAGAGAGAAAUCACGGCGCCCCUUCUGAUAUUACGGAUCUCAAUGCUGUCAAGGAAUAUCUGAAGAAAGCAGCACUGAGUGCAUGGCACCCAACAAGCACAUGUGCGAUGUUACCCUUGGAUAAAGGAGGAGUUGUGAGUGAAAAAUUAAUAGUGUAUGAAACGAAGAAUUUGAGGAUUGUGGAUGCGAGCAUUUUCCCUGUGUCUGCGAGAGGUAAUCGUCAGACUACUAUGUAUGCGGUUGCGGGGAAGGCGGCAGAUUUGAUUCGGGAGGAUCAUGGGAAUAAGGUCUGA